AUGAGCAAAAAGGAGGAUGUCACCACUCCUGAGGAGGGGGUGGACGUCCUCGUUCAACCUCUUCCUCACCCUUCUCGUCCUACAGAACCAGCUCCCUUUGCAACAAGAGAACCCGGUGCUUAUCCUGGUGCACCUGUGAGUGCAACAAUGCCUCCUCCUCACGAGGCAUCUGCAGCAGAGAUGACAGAAGGAGAGAGGGAGUCAUCAACCGGUACAGCAGCUGGGGCAGCAGCAGCAGGUGGUGCAGGAGCAGCAUUACACAGCACAGUUCCUUGCAGCAUGGGUCCUGCUAGUCGUCCUCCUCCCCAAGUAAUGACAGCUUUAGGACCUAUGCCUCUUCCCCCGGAGAUAAGAAGACGUAUACCAGAGAAGUUUGUUGCAAGACCAAUUAUAGAGGAAAGGGAGAUAUAUAUAGCAAAGAAAGAAGUACAAGAAAGAACAAUAGAAGUACCACAUGUACAUUAUGAGCAUAAGUUUGCUGAGGUAGCAAAAAGUCUAAAAAUAAAGAAGAUUGUACCUACUAUAACAGAAGUAAUAAAAGAAGUACCUAGAGAAGUAUAUAAACCUGUAGUAGAAGAAAAAGUUAUUGAGGUACCACAAGGUGUUAAAUAUGUUGAGGUACCUGUAGAGGUACCCUGUCUAUAUCCACCAAAAAUAGUACCAAGACCUAAGGUACAAGUAGUAGAGCGUGUAGUAGAAACCGUUAAGCCUGUAGUACAAGAAAAGAUAAUAGAGGUACCACAGACAGUAGUUAAACAAAUACCUAAAAUAAAAACUGUAGAGGUACCUUAUUAUGUACCUCGUUAUGUAGAAAAAAUUAUUGAGGUUCCUUAUCAGCCUCCUGAUGCUGCUUCCUUACCUCCUAUACUUAGUGGUACAUUACCAUCAGGUAUUGCUGCUAAGAUGCCUCUACCUUUCCAGAUGGGUCCUGUUCCUCUUAGUCAGAUGAAUGGUCUAAAUCUUCCUUAUGAGGCAAAGAUUGAUGUACGUAUAAGUCAGCAGCCACCAGGACAAGAACAGCAGCAACAAGGAGAACAAGGAGGACAGGGAGGACAAGGACAGCAACAACUUCAGCAGCAGAAUACAUCUUGUACAUUAACUAAUCCUGGAGGUGCACCAGCAAUUGAACUUGUUCAAGGAUUUAGAUGGGGUAAACCUCCUAAUGCUCCUCCUGUUAUUGAGGCGCCUUGCGGGGGCACGGGUGCAGCUGGACCUGAUGGUGAUCCACGCAUGCGUUAUAUGCCUCCUCUUAUGGUUACAUGUCCUCCUGAAGUAGGACAAGUUAACUUUGCUGGAUUUGUAGCAGAGCCAGAUAUUCUUACAAGAGAUGGGGUUAUGGCAUAUUCAGGUUUCCGUGCUCAUGGUAACUUUAAGAUGCUAUUCCCUCCUCUUGCUCCUCAACCAGGUGUACCUAUGAAUCCUGCAGGAACUCCAGAUGUACGAACUAUUGCAGAAACACAAAGUUAUAUCAGCGGACAACAACAUAUUGAUGCAUUACAACAGAAAGCAACAGAGAUCGAACAAGAAUACGAAAACCCAACCACCAACUGGUGCGGACAAGCCCCUCCUCCUACUGCAGGAACUGUAUAUGAACAGUAA
This is a messenger RNA of Eimeria maxima, 1599 nucleotides long. Its product is annotated as inner membrane complex protein IMC3, putative. Bases 1 to 1599 code for a protein of 532 amino acids. The transcript has a single exon. Lineage: Eukaryota; Apicomplexa; Conoidasida; Eucoccidiorida; Eimeriidae. The record is from RefSeq and is a predicted model, not a curated record.